Messenger RNA from Drosophila obscura, 873 nucleotides. Its product is annotated as mucin-5AC. The annotation marks the transcript as partial. The transcript has 2 exons. The record is from RefSeq and is a predicted model, not a curated record. NCBI's taxonomy places the organism in Eukaryota, Metazoa, Arthropoda, Insecta, Diptera, Drosophilidae.
AAAGUCUCAGCUUAGCGCGUCAGCAUGGUCAUGAAAAAAUUGUGUUUUCUCCUUUUGAUGGCACAUUAUGCCGAGUCAAUUCAGACAAAUAUUAACAGCGGAAAUUUGAACGCUAUUCUUGAUCGAGAUGAAUGGACGAAAAUGGCCAGUGAAUACAUAAAGAAUCACAAGCCGUAUAUUGUAAAGAAGUACGAGCCAUACAAGCCUGGAAAACUGAAUUUAACCAUCCCAUCGGUCGGCCAAGAAUGGGAAACAACAACGAUUCAAGCAGUCAUUGAAGCUACUACAGUUGAGCCGGAAUUAUCUACAAGCCACUUUACUGAAGAAAUCUCCACAACAACAAGCAAUAUCUUCGAUGUGGAAGGUACAACAGAGGCAACAACUGCCCAAACGACAACUACAGAUACGGAAUCACCAGCGGACACAACAGAGCAAAGUCACACCAGCACAGAAAACCCGGAAUCAACCACAAGCAUGGCCGAGAUGACGACAUCAAGCAGCAUCGCUGAAACAACUUCCAUCAUAGACACCACUACCGUCUCCUUUAGGGAGGAAACGACCGGGGAAGCAUCAGAAACGACAACAGAACCAACUGUGGUUACGACAGAGAGUCCAGAAACAUCUACGUCAGUGUUGGAAAUAAUUGCCACGACUGAGGGCAUUGAAACUACAACCUAUUUAGAUAAUCUAAUAUAUAAUCCCCAAGUGGAGGAGUUUAUAGACCUCCUAAACGGCACAACUACUGAAGUAAUUGAGACGAGCGUUACAGCCACUACACUCAGGAGCGCGGCCCUUGUUGACGAUUUUGUGCAGCCAAAGCCAAGAAAUUUCCGAUACUCUUCAGAUACAAGACCUGAACCGUAUUGGCUGUGA